Messenger RNA from Xenia sp. Carnegie-2017, 537 nucleotides. Its product is annotated as protein ADP-ribosylarginine hydrolase-like. The record is from RefSeq and is a predicted model, not a curated record. The transcript has 2 exons. Bases 1 to 537 code for a protein of 178 amino acids. Lineage: Eukaryota; Metazoa; Cnidaria; Anthozoa; Malacalcyonacea; Xeniidae.
AUGGCUGCAAAGUACAAGAAGACAUGUGCUGAGGAUAUGUGGGAAAGAGCUCCUGGGCAGACCACAACAAAGGCAUGUUUCAUGUUACGACCUCUUGAGGAAAAAGGUUAUAUUAUACCAUUUAAUGAACGAGGUGGCGGAUGUGGUGCAGCAAUGAGAUCCAUGUGUUUAGGUUAUCUGGGGGCUGUUACUGCAGCUUUAUUUACAGCCUAUGCUAUACAGAAGAUACCUCCAAAAAAAUGGGGAGCAGGACUUUUAGAUGAUUUACCCGAAGUUUGGGAAUACAUUGAAAAGGUUGGUCGUGAUGUAGAAGAAAACAACAAAGCUUGGGGCUACUUUAAAAACAUUUGGGAGUCAUAUCUUGAACUAUGGAGUUUAACUAAUGGAGCCAGUGAACCAAAGUUUACAGUGACAUAUAACAUACCUGAACGUGAUGCUUUUUAUAAAUCUGUGAGUUAUGCAGAAUGGGGUGGGUCCAGUGGUCACGAUGCACCAAUAAUUACUUACGAUGCUUUGAUGAUGACAAAAGAUUCCUAG